GAAAUCUGAACCUCUUUUUCAAUCGAUUUGACGGCUUGCAACAAGUCUACUGCGGUGCUCUCCUCUUCAGUUCGGCCACCUCUAGAGUAAGUCGCCAAUUGAGACCAAGUGUAGCCCUACCGUCAGCCUCGAUUGUCGUUGGUGCUGUCGCUGCUAUGAGCUCGGCUCUGCAACUUAGUGUCGCGGAACGCCAUGCGCCUGAAAAGACCAGACGAUCUGUGGCAUGUAACCACUGUCGAGAAAGAAAGAUACGUUGUAAUGGACGAACUCCGUGCGCCAAUUGCCUGGAUCGUUCUGAAGUAUGCGUUGUGACGCCCAAAAGGACUCAUCGUCUCCAGGGCACUCGAGGAACGGGACCCAGCCCCCGCCAUCGCUCUAGUGCGCCGUCUAAGUCCUCAAGGUCGCAUCACCGACAGCGGCGGCAGAGUCCCGGCAACCCACAUAUCUUGGAAAUCGAUCAACAUGACCAUCUCACCCACGCUGCCUCGGCCUCGCCGAAAGAUGUACCCCAGAGGAAUGCUAACCACUCUAACUCUGGGACGAUUGAGUAUGAGUUGGACAAUAUUCAGAAUGACUCAGCUACCGGCAUGUCACCUCAAACCUUCACUUUCAUCAACCACUGUAUCGAAGGCCCGGCAACCACGGCUUCAAAUGUCAGUACUUUGCAUCAAGAGACAUCGCAACCCCGCCAGGAAGAGCAAGAGCAUAGCAGCGUCUACGCGACGGACACCCUGAAUCUCGAGUACUACGGUCCGCGCUGCUUCUUGUCCUUUUCCUCACAACCAGGAGUGAAAUGGAUCAACUCCAAAGUCAGGUCCACCGAAUUUUCCAAUGUGGCUAUGCGAGUCGUGACGGACAUGGCUCAAAUGCUGAAAAUGAGCCGCACUCCGUCCCCAGUACGAGAGCCAGAGCCGAGUUUGGAAGCAGCAACGGAAUACACAAAAGCCUACUUCGAAGAGGCACCGGAAACGGCAUUUAAUAUUGUUGACCGCUCUUGGUUUGAAUCUCGACUACGGGCCCAUCGCAGUGGCUCGACACCGGAGGACAAGGCCUGGUAUGCAUUGCGCAAUGUUCUGUGGGCCAGUGGAUGCCGAAUCCAGCUGUCCAAGAAAGACGAUUAUACUCAAGUUUCACGCGCAUCGUGGGCGUUGUUUGAAAAUGCACUUUCCGUACAGACUGAGGUGCAGUUCUUGCGCGCCUCUAUCGUCGCUGUACAAGCACUUAUUUUGAUGGCGUACUUUGCGGAAGGUGUAGGUAAAACAUCCUUGCAGUACAUGCUGUGUUCGACCGCCAUGCGACUCGCCUGUUCCAAAGGAUUACAUAGACAGGCCCCAAAGUCCUGGAAGAUCUCGUCUCACGAAGUCAAGCACAGAAACUGGAUGUUUUGGUCGAUCUAUUGUCUGGAGAAACAAAUUUGUACACGAUCCGGUCGUCCAUCAGCGAUAGAUGAUGAUGAAAUCAGCACGCUUCUUCCUCAGAGCACGCUUACAAACCGACCUGGCGACAUCGCGUAUUGCCACAUUCUCGUUGAUCUCAUACAGCUGUGCUCUACAGCCAAAAAGCGACUCUCUAGCGCUCGUGCUCUUCAGCAAUCCUCCGAACAGUUGAUACAAACGGUUAGUAGCCUAGUCCAGGAACUUGACAACAUCAAAGACCGCGCUAUCAGGCGAUACAAAUUUUCCCUUGAUGGUCCAUUGGACCUUUCCCAGUUGCCAGCUUCGGGACUCACCUUGGGCCAAGCACAGUCCCUCAAAGCCAACUACUGCUGUCUCGUGCUCGACAUCAAUACGCCUUUGAGCUACCCAUGGUCUGGCAUCCACCUGCACGCGGAACAAGAUUCAGUGGCCUUUGCACAAGUUGAAAAAUCCUGUGCCGCUGUCGCGGAGGCCGCAAGGUGUGCCAUUCUAGCAACCAGACAAAUCCAAGUCGAUGCUAGCUGCACCGCACUAGUUUCACUGUACACUCCUGUUUACAGCUCAGUCAACCUGUUUAUUCAAAUCCUCCGAGACACCAGUGCGACUUCAACAAGAUCCGAUCUGAUAGUUUUAGAUAUCGCGCUGGGCUACUUUUCAAGCCUUGAAUUGGUGACAAACCUCGAGCUAUCGCUCUCUUUCGCAAGGGACAUGUGCCAUUUCGCUCGUCUUGCUGUCGACACUAACAACAAGGCCCUGGAGAAAGACGACGUUGGCCAAUCCCAUUCCCAUGUCAUCGCUGCACAACCUUUAUUGGAUAUGUCUACCGACAAUUUCCCGAAUGAACCCCCGGGAUUUGGCUUUGAUGAGAAUGACUUCUUCGGCUCCCUGCCGGAUGAGACCUUCGAAAUGUGGAGCACUUUACUCCCAUUUACGGCUACAGAUGAUUUCAAUUUUUCGGCAUGACGAAUCACUUCCUGUCCGACGUUUAUAAAAAUCAUAGUAUGUGUCAUUUCUACUGGAAUUAUUACUGUUCUGUUUGUGCUGCGUCAGCUUUUGCUGUAGCAGAGUAGCUAGAUGCUGUUACGUUCGACACAAAUACGUCCAGCUCAACACUUGUUCUGUGUUGUCA
Molecule: messenger RNA, 2544 nt
Organism: Exophiala mesophila
Lineage: Eukaryota; Fungi; Ascomycota; Eurotiomycetes; Chaetothyriales; Herpotrichiellaceae
Exons: 11
Coding region: 156-2378 (740 amino acids)
Biological process (GO): regulation of DNA-templated transcription; DNA-templated transcription
Molecular function (GO): zinc ion binding; DNA-binding transcription factor activity, RNA polymerase II-specific; DNA binding
Source: RefSeq, a predicted model, not a curated record